This is a messenger RNA of Alternaria ventricosa, 1494 nucleotides long. RefSeq lists its product as uncharacterized. The record is from RefSeq and is a predicted model, not a curated record. The transcript is spliced from 5 exons. Lineage: Eukaryota; Fungi; Ascomycota; Dothideomycetes; Pleosporales; Pleosporaceae. Gene Ontology annotation, molecular function: transporter activity. Gene Ontology annotation, biological process: transport. The coding region runs from base 1 to 1494 and encodes 497 amino acids.
AUGGAGACGGGCAUAAGCCUCGCCAAGGCCUACCUCAAGUGCUUACAUGCGCUGCAAUGGUUGCUCCUUACCUUAUCUGGCCUCCUCAGCGGUGGUUAUGUCCAUGGUCCAGAGAUUACUCCCUUCGUCGGCGACCUCACAUUCCACCAAUUCGCAACGAUUCUGUCCGGUGCCUGUGCCAUCCUCAGCACACCGAUCGUCGGGGCAUUGAUCGCACUUCACGCCUUCAACUAUUCGAACCCCGUACAACAACGGCAGAUCAUCAGGAUCAUGCUUUUGAUACCAUGGGUUGCCCUUUUCUCUUUCCUGGUUGUCUGGCGAAGCGACAUUGGAGAAUACCUAGCCCCUUCACUCGACUUUGGUUGCUCGAUCGCACUUUCGUCGUUCUUACUGUUCAUGUGCGAUCUUGUCCUAUCGCAUCAGGAAGGUUUCGAUGGUUUGUUUGGAGAGGGAGCAAAAGUCAAGGGGGCGCUCAAAGUGAACAGUCCAACGUGGCUCAAGCGUACCUGGUACGGCGUACUCCAGUUUAUACCGACUAGCAUCGUCAUAUGGAUCGCCACGGCAGCUACCCUCGCUACUGGUACCUACUGCAAGCAGUCUAACGACGUGCACUUCGCCCAUCUCUGGCUCACCAUACUUAUUGGCUACACUACAACGGUCGCUAUCGUUAGCUCACUGAGGUUCUACAAGAACAACAAGAAGCUGCUAAAGAAGCAUCGGAUUGUACUCAAACUGGUUACAUUCAAGGGUAUCCUCGGUCUGAAUUUUCUCCAAUCGUUCAUCAUCUCCCUACUUGCAGGCCACGGAAAGCUGAACCCUACAAAGUACAUGACGUACCAUGAUGUCAAUACUGGUCUUGCCUCACUCAUCCUCGCCUGCGAAAUGCCUCUUUUUGCCGUACUUUUGCUCUUUGCGUUCUCGCCAUUACCGUAUAUGCAACAAGGUAGUCCUGCCGCUGGACCACUCAAUGCCAUCGUCGAUGCGUUCAACCUCUCAGACCUACUGUCAGCGUUCUAUCGGGGCCCUAUGAGAUUGGUCAGGGACCAACAAACACAGAUCAGGCGGCAGGACAGUGCUGAAGCCGAACGCAAGUUUGCUAAGACACGUCUUCCACAGCUGCGCAUCAAUUGGGCAUCUAAUGGAGAAAUCAUGCACGAAGACAGGCUGCAUGAAUACCAAUGCAACGUCGAAGAUCUAGAAUUCCAAGGUCUUACUGAGGAUGGUCUACGAGCUCAGUUCACAGCCGCAUUUGAAUACGAACUGCGCAAUCUGGAGGCGGCGUAUGUCCGAACACUAUACGAUCGGACGCAGUACAAACCCUUGUUGGAAAACACCUUUGCCGAGCUGAUCCCCUUUCGCUAUCUUGACUUCAAAAAGAGAGUUGACAGGCAAUACUGGACAAGACAAAUGGCUUUGAUUGGAGGCUAUGUCGGCAACGCCCAGCUUACGGAUGUGUCGGUCGACUUUGACAACAAAACCUUGGCUUUCGAUUGA